Messenger RNA from Rhinichthys klamathensis goyatoka, 1267 nucleotides. RefSeq names its product ring finger protein 151 (gene rnf151). The record is from RefSeq and is a predicted model, not a curated record. The transcript is spliced from 4 exons. NCBI's taxonomy places the organism in Eukaryota, Metazoa, Chordata, Actinopteri, Cypriniformes, Leuciscidae. Bases 324 to 1061 code for a protein of 245 amino acids. Gene Ontology annotation, molecular function: zinc ion binding.
CAGCCAUUGAAGUUCACCGGUUUCCAUAGCAAUGCUUUUGUCUAACAAGUAAAACCUAGAUGGUACCAAAAUAAGGUCCCAGUGGAUAGUGUAAAAAAGUUGUCAGGUGCUAACCACAUUUGUCACUUGUGCUAGAAUGGAAAAGAAGAGAAAAUUGGAUACCUGCAAUGCAUUUCUGAAUGAUCCGGGGUCAAGUGAUCUCCUUUGGGAUGUUUUGCUCUGUGUUGUGAUGACAGAUCUGUCUGUCUUUUUGCCUCUCCAGAUUAUUUAACAUAUACAGCAUAUGUAUUAGCCGUGUCCUUGUAGUCGUAACACAAGUGAAAAUGACUGGAGGUUAUGAAGUGGAGCAGUUUGUGGAUACCCCAGAUGAUGAUCUGAUUUGUGUCAUCUGUAGAGCCGUUCUACGCUGCCCUGUACGACUCAAAUGCAACCAUGUCUUCUGCAAGGAAUGCAUUUUACAGUGGAUGAAAAGACAGGUGAAAUGCCCUUGCUGCAGGCAGCCUAUUGACCAGAACCAAAUGCUGGUUUUGUUUAAGCUGAGUAAAUCCAUUGGCCGUUUACCAAUCAAGUGUCGAAAUGCACAGCAGGGCUGCAGAACCACUUUCCCGCUCUCGAACGAGUACCUCCACAUCUCCAACUGUCCGUAUGAGUGGCAGCUCUGUCCUCAUGAAGGCUGUGGGCAGCAGGUGCUGAGGAAAGAUGCGCAGGCACAUGACCAGAGCUGUACCCACUGGCGACAGCUGUGUCCCAUGGGCUGCGGGACGCUUCUCGUCCGAGAGAACCAGGCCCGACAUAACUGCUACCGAGAGCUACAGCAGCGCUACGUAUCCGAGCGGAGGAAGCAGAGGGCCAUUGCUGCCAACCUACGCAGGAAGAUGCAGCGCAUGCAGAGCCGGAUGGCACAAAUAAGAAGGCAGAUCAAUCUGAUGUGUGAGAGCCUGGAGGUCGACGAUCUGGAAAUUGAAGCAGGGGAGGGAACCAGCACUUGGACAGACACUAGUGCCGCCAGUCCGAGCAGCACCAGCAGACGCCAUCACACUAACAGUUCAAGAGUCAGAUAGGCUAUACAUGACGGAAAUGUCCUUCAGGAUUCAAAGAAAGCAUUCGAGUUAGUUUUUUAUGUGCGAGUUUCAUUAAAUGUAUUUUUCCCUUUUUGUAAUCAUCUGGGAUAGUUCACCCAAAAAUGUUUACCCGCCUUCAUGUCAUUCCAAACUUGUAUGACUUUCUUUCUCCUGUGAAACAUAACAGAAGAUAUUUUGAAGAAUGU